This is a messenger RNA of Racocetra persica, 315 nucleotides long. The record is from the annotation of a GenBank genome assembly. Lineage: Eukaryota; Fungi; Glomeromycota; Glomeromycetes; Diversisporales; Gigasporaceae.
GCUAUAAAAUGGACUAAGAUUGCUUGGAUUGUAUCCCCUUACGAUGAAAAUGGUGUAUCUAUCAUCCCUCCCAUUACUUAUGAAGGUAUUGAUGAUAUGGAAGAAAAUCUAUCUUUUGAUCCAAAUGAUGAACUAGCAGUUAAGGAACUCCAACAGCAAAUAAAUAUAUUGCAUGUUCGUAAUCUAAUACCAAUUGAAGACUUGCUAAACCUUGAAGAAGAACAAGAAGUACAUCAUCAGUUUACUGAUGAAAAUUUGAUUCACACUGCUACAGAAAUUGAACAGAUAAAAGACAAAUUUGUUGUGCCACCCUAA